AUGCGACAUCUGGACCUAUCCUGGCUGGGACUGGGGCCCAUGUCAGCCUCACCAUGGCUUUUCUUUGUCUUGGUUGGGGCUUCCUGGCUCUUGGCCCACUGCCUCAUCCAGAUCUUCACUUUGUAUGGAAAGUGUCGUCGUCUCCGUGGUUUCUCUCAGCCACCCAAGAGGAAUUGGUUUUGGGGUCACUUGGGCAUGGUGAGUUCCUCUCCCACGGAACAAGGCAUGAAGGAGAUGACUGAGCUGGUGGCCACCUACCCCCAGGGCUUCAUGACCUGGUUAGGUCCAGUGGUUCCCCUCAUCCAUUUGUGCCACCCUGACAUCAUCCGGUCUGUCCUCAGCGCCUCAGCUGCUGUUGCCCCAAAGGAUGCCAUCUUCUACAGCUUCCUGAAACCCUGGCUGGGGGAUGGGCUCUUGGUGAGUGCUGGUGACAAGUGGAGCCGCCACCGUCGCAUGCUGACACCUGCCUUCCAUUUCAACAUCCUGAAGCCGUAUGUGAAGAUUUUCAAUGACAGCACCAACAUCAUGCAUGCCAAGUGGCUGCACCUGGCCUCAGGGGGCAGCGCCCGUCUGGACAUGUUUGAGAACAUCAGCCUGAUGACCUUGGACACUUUGCAGAAAUGUGUCUUCAGCUUCGACAGCAACUGUCAGGAGAAGCCCAGCAAGUAUAUCGCUGCCAUCUUGGAGCUCAGUGCCCUAGUUGUAAAAAGAAAUGAGCAGCUACUUCUGCACAUGGACCUGCUCUACCGCCUCACACCUGAUGGCAUGCGCUUCUAUAAGGCCUGCCGCCUGGUGCAUGACUUCACUGAUGCCGUCAUCCAGGAGAGACGUCGCACUCUGCCCAGUCAUAGUGGUGAUGAUGUCAUCAAGGCCAAGGCCAAGUCCAAGACUUUGGAUUUCAUUGAUGUGCUGCUGCUAAGCAAGGAUGAAGAUGGAAAGGAGCUGUCAGAUGAGGACAUCCGAGCUGAGGCUGACACCUUCAUGUUUGAGGGCCACGACACCACGGCCAGUGGGCUCUCCUGGAUCCUGUACAACCUAGCAAAGCACCCGGAAUACCAGGAGCGCUGCCGGCAGGAGGUGCGGGAGCUGCUGAGGGACCGAGCAUCUACAGAGAUUGAAUGGGACGACCUGGCCCAGCUGCCCUUCCUGACCAUGUGCAUCAAGGAGAGUCUGCGGCUACAUCCCCCGGUCACAAUGGUUUCCCGCUGCUGCACCCAGGACAUUUCCCUCCCAGAUGGCAGAGUCAUCCCUAAAGGCGUCAUCUGCAUCAUCAAUAUCUUUGGAACCCAUCACAACCCAACCGUGUGGCAGGACCCUGAGGUCUAUGACCCCUUCCGCUUUGAUCCAGAGAACAUCCAGGACAGGUCACCUCUGGCAUUUAUUCCCUUCUCGGCGGGACCCAGGAACUGCAUAGGACAGACUUUCGCCAUGAGCGAGAUGAAGGUGGCGCUGGCGCUCACCCUGCUGCGCUUCCGCGUCCUGCCCGACGACAAGGAGCCGCGCCGGAAGCCGGAGCUGAUCCUGCGCGCAGAGGGCGGGCUGUGGCUGCGGGUGGAGCCGCUGAGCACCGGUGCACAGUGACCCAUCCACUUUGCCCCG
Messenger RNA from Peromyscus eremicus (cactus mouse), 1599 nucleotides. Its product is annotated as cytochrome P450 4F4-like. Gene Ontology annotation, molecular function: oxidoreductase activity, acting on paired donors, with incorporation or reduction of molecular oxygen; monooxygenase activity; heme binding. The transcript is spliced from 12 exons. Bases 1 to 1581 code for a protein of 526 amino acids. The record is from RefSeq and is a predicted model, not a curated record. Lineage: Eukaryota; Metazoa; Chordata; Mammalia; Rodentia; Cricetidae.